Messenger RNA from Lagopus leucura (white-tailed ptarmigan), 648 nucleotides. It is a transcript of the gene PGBDF, whose product is annotated as chromosome unknown C17orf50 homolog. The coding region runs from base 41 to 463 and encodes 140 amino acids. The transcript is spliced from 3 exons. The record is from RefSeq and is a predicted model, not a curated record. NCBI's taxonomy places the organism in Eukaryota, Metazoa, Chordata, Aves, Galliformes, Phasianidae.
AGCCAGGAACCUUACAGGUGCUGCUGUUACAACAGAUAAAAUGAGCUGGCAGAAAGGAAAGAAGGAACUUACAGAAGAAAGCACAGGAGAUGGGAAACACAACCGAAAGAAGCGGGAGCGAGUAUUUAAGAAAAGAUUUUCUGGACUGAGUUUCUUCUCUGGGUCUCCUAGGAAUAAACUCCCUCAGGGAAGGAGUCAGAGUUUUGAAGACAAGAAGAGAUGCUUACACAGGAAAGGUUCCAAAAAGCUGAAACCAGCACGGGAAGAAAUAUGUUCUUUAAGGCAACCACAUUCUGGAAAAAUGUGUCCAAAAUGUGAAAUCCUUGUCUGCCGAAAAUGUGAGACCCUGCAUUCAGAAAGCAGUUUCAUUGCUCACAGCCUACUUGAUCACUACGACAGAGGAGGACGUGGCAGCUCUACUACACUAAUUACAAAAAGCCAGAAAGUAUGCAGAGGUGAUUAACGAAUUGCUGUGGGCGCCCUGUUGAUACCUGACUACAUCAAGAAAGCUGAAGCUUGGAUCCAUUUAGGCUGAAGCCUCAGUUUGCACAAUCUGAAUGCAGCAUCAGCAACUGCAGCUGUGACGCUGUUCAUACUUACCAUAUGUAGCAGAUACACAUUCACUCAUUUAACCAGUAUAAAGUCUGU